AUGUCUUCAUCUGAGAACGCCAGCGCCAUUCAGCCUUGGUCCCUAAGCGGCAAGACGGCCCUCAUCACCGGGGCCUCAAGGGGCAUCGGGAAGGCUGUUGCAAUCUACCUAGCUCGUAAAGGGCUUGCCAACAUCGCCAUCACUUACGCAUCAAACAAGGCUGCAGCUGAGGAUACUCUUGAUCAAUGCCGUGCUCACGGUAUCAAGAAAGCAGUUGCCCUUCAAGCUGACGCCCCUGAUCCAACGGCGUGGCCGAAAGUUGUUAAAGACUCGAUCGACGCCCUGGGCGUCUCCGAAAUUGACAUCCUAGUCAACAACGCCAUCUGGGGAUCUUUCCAAGACUUCAAGCCGGCGGGAGAAACCACCGCAGAAGACUUCACAAAGGCGAUGAUCGCCAACGUGUACUCCCCGGUUGCAACCAUCGUUGAGUUCAUGAAGCACGCGCCUAAGACAGGCGGUCGCGUCAUCAACAUCUCCAGCGUCGCUGGAAGGGAAGCGAACAACGACCCGAUCAUCACGUAUGGCGCCUGUAAAGCGACCCUCGAUAGCUACACGAGGUCCUUUGCGGGUAGCUUCGCCAUCGGCACCGGCAUUACGUUCAACACAGUCGUAGUGGGACCAACCGCUACGGAUGCGCUGGUUAAUACGAUGAGCGCGCUCCCUGCUGAGUUUGAGGAAAAGCUUAAAGCGAGUGCUUCGGCGGCGUACCGCAUGGGAGUUCCAGACGAUGUUGCAUACAUCGUCGGUUUUCUUGCUAGUGACGAGAGCAAGUGGGUUAAUGGAGCGGCGGUCAGUGCUAAUGGUGGCUAUAGGUCGCUUCUUGCGGCCCUUGGCUAG
Messenger RNA from Colletotrichum siamense, 837 nucleotides. RefSeq names its product Short chain dehydrogenase asqE (gene asqE-2). Bases 1 to 837 code for a protein of 278 amino acids. Lineage: Eukaryota; Fungi; Ascomycota; Sordariomycetes; Glomerellales; Glomerellaceae. The record is from RefSeq and is a predicted model, not a curated record. The transcript has a single exon.